UUUUGCCUGCCCGAGCUGACAGCUGACGUCGGUCCCACCCUGCCCCAGGACGUGCAUCAACAAGCUCUUUCAACAUCCUUCAACUUCAAAGUUGCGAUUUGAGGCCGAAUUGCCGCCAAUAUCACAGACAUUCAUCUAAUCAGCCAACCCACUCAAACAACUCAAGGUUCCUCUGGUCUAUCAUCAGCGUCCAAUUUUACAGCUCCCAAAACCCGGGUUGAAGACAUCAACGCUGAGCCUCAUCAUACAGAACACCACCCAGACCGCGCUUACACGGCUUCGCUCACACGACACCAUACAAAAUCAGUACCACUCAGACGGAGCCCUGCAUUUCAAACUCACUCUCACCUAUAAAAAGCUCUCCAGUGUGUCAGAGGAUAAACCCCUCACCAUACAGCAGCCAUGGCAGCCUCCGACGACGAAGACGACUACAUGAACAUGACCUUUGACGAGCCAACCACCUCCGCCACCUCAAAAUCCCAACCAGAAACCUCCCUCCAGCGCCGCCAGCGCCUCAAACGCGAAGGCGAGAUCCGCGGCCGUCCCAAAUCCAAAGAAGAACUCGCAGCCGAAGAGGAAGCGGCGCGCGAAAAGGCGCUCUCGCGCUCCUUGCUUGAGACUGCGGCCGCCAAGAAGAGUAAAGGGUUCGCCAUGAUGGCCAAGAUGGGCUUCAAAGCGGGUGAGGCGCUGGGUGCUGGUGGUGCUGGUUCUGGGGCGGCAAACGGCAGUGGUGCUGGUGCUGGUGCUGGCAAUGGCGCCAGGACGGAGCCGAUUGCUGUCGAGGUCAAGGCGGACCGGGGCGGUAUCGGGAUGGAGAGCGAGAGGAAGCGCAAGUUGAGGGAGGCGGCGGAGAGGAUUGAGGAGGAGGUGAGGGAGGGGAAGAGGGUGCGGGUCGAUCCGUUGGAGUAUCGAGACCGAGUGAGGAUGGAGAGGGAGGCGGCGAGGGUGCAGGCGCAGGUGUUUGCGGCGCAGCGGGUUUCUGAGAGGAUGGCGGAGGAGAAGGAGGCCGAGGAGGCCGAGGGGGCUGGCUUGCUGGGUUUUCAAGGGGCAGCAGACAGCACAAGCAAUGGCGACGAAGGAGACGGCAAGAAGGACAAGACAAAGAAGACACGUGCGACCGGCGCGGCAUCGAGGCCGCUCAAGUCCAUCAACGUCCUCUGGAGGGGUCUCGCUCGCCACCGCGAGGAAAAGGAGCGGGACCGCAGGAUGCGGUACGAUCUGGAGCAGAGCCUGUCGCGGCUGCCGACGUAUGAGGACGACGACGAGGACGCCGACGACCGCACGGCGCUGGGGAAGAAGCAAAUUGUCUACGUCACCGCGGAGGACCUGGACGAGGAGGAUCCCGAGCUCGACGCGUUCAACGAGCUGGAGGACGCGGAGAAGCUCAGGCGGCUGGUGGAGUAUCUGAGGAGAGAGCAUCGGUAUUGUUUCUGGUGCAAGUAUACGUAUCCGGACGAUGAGAUGGAGGGAUGCCCUGGUGUCACGGAGGAGGAUCACGAUUGAGUUAUGUUAAGUGUCGCACGCCAUCAAAGGAAUUUAUACGUACAUAUGGUGUGAGAGUAAGGUAUCGGGGAUUUGUCAUGAUAGGUGUCAUUAUAAUGUACAAUA
Colletotrichum godetiae is the source of this 1608-nucleotide messenger RNA. RefSeq lists its product as uncharacterized. The coding region runs from base 403 to 1503 and encodes 366 amino acids. The transcript has a single exon. NCBI's taxonomy places the organism in Eukaryota, Fungi, Ascomycota, Sordariomycetes, Glomerellales, Glomerellaceae. Gene Ontology annotation, cellular component: kinetochore. The record is from RefSeq and is a predicted model, not a curated record. Gene Ontology annotation, molecular function: nucleic acid binding.